ACAUGUGAAGUUUAAUAUGUGAAAUUUUGGGGGACUGUUCUGUUUCUAUUACAAUAGUUUUAACAGAAACAUCAUACUAAUGUUCCUGUAGUGAGACAGUAGUACAUGUGUAGUCGCUAUGAUUCACACUAUUAAUACAAAAGUAAAACCAUGGUAAAUUGCGUUGUUCAAGCUAACCACUUAUUCUUAAUUCCUCUUUCGUUUCAAAGAUUAGCACAACGGCAUUCUCGUCAAAUAUAAACGACUCGUCCGUUUGCGGAGGUGCACGUGCAGUCAGCGGAGGCUCGCAGAGCGGAGCUAGGCGAAUGUAUAUAUCCCGCUACUCUCUCCGAGAGCGCGAAUAAAGCUUUACAGCGUCCUUUCAGCCUGUUCCACGAGAGACGAGACGGAUGAACCGGAAACGAAAAUUUCCACAUAGCCUUUACACCGGAAGGGAAUCAAGAAAACACUCCCGUCCUGCCGAAGCUGUAGCGCUCAUAAACAAUGUUUAGUGCGAUUCAUCAAAUAGAGCCAGCCUUCUGAGAAACACAAGGAGACAUUGCGGAGAAAGGCGAGACUCGCUCCUCCGCUGUCCGCCACGAUUCCAGCCUUACUGGAAAGACCAAAGCUUUCAAGUGCGAUGGCCAGAGCCCUCCACAAGCACAUUAUGAAAGAGUGAGAGAGAAAAAGACAAGGCAGUCCAUUGAGUCACAAUAGAGCUGGAACUCUUUUAGGAGAACGUGGUAAACAGUUGUUCCAGACUCCUCUGAUGCCUAAGAAGAAGUGGAUAAAAUGAUGGAACAGAAAUUGAAAGAAGAGGAUGAAAGAAAACUAACUAAAGAAAUGGAGAAACGAAUGUCAUUGGAGGAGACCAAAGAACAGGUUCAAAAAAUGGAUGAAAAAUUGCUAAUUUUGAAAGAGGAGAAACGUCAACUCUUCUUACAGCUUAAAAAGGUCCUUCAUGAGGAGGAAAGACGGCGAAGAGAGGAGCAAAAUGAUAUUACAACACUGUCAUCAACAAACUACCAGCCCAGCAUACCUCUACACUCAGGACAGCAUCUACUCAGUAUACAUGGCAGUCCAUUGAGUCACAAUAGAGCUGGAACUCUUUUAGGAGAACGUGGUAAACAGUUGUUCCAGACUCCUCUGAUGCCUGGCUACCCCUUCCACAGCCAGCCAGGUUUUCCUCCUGGUUCCUCAGAGCAUAGCCAGUUCUCUGGAAGCACUGCGGUCCAUGAGCCAUAUGCAGUUACUCAGGCCCCGCACCAUUCCUCUUACGGGGCUGCUGCUUCUGUGCCCAUCAGCUUUGCAGGCAGCACCCAGAUCAGAGGGGCAUCACCUUUUCAGAGCAUGCCAUUCCUGCCCCAUCAAGCUCCGGGCCAUGCUGUCUUAAGCCAUUUCUCCUCCCAGCCAGGUUCGGAUGGAACGAAGCAAAGGUCCGGAUCCUGCCCGCGGUCCGCCAAUUGAGGAUGACUGAGCUACAAGAACACUUUGGUGGCUCCAUUUACAAGUUCCCCUCAGUCAGCGUCACGGCACGUGUUUCUCCCUCACGCUCAGCCUGGACAGAGAUUCUAUCAUCAUGGAAAACCACAUUAACUGCUUAAAAGCCUGAUCAUAACAAGGUGGCAUGUUACACACAGCUUAUUUCUGAGGCUAUCACUUCAUAAGAAUUGGCUUUCGCAUUAAUAAGUAAUUAAUGUCUCAUGCAAAAGACAAUUGUGGACAUUAAACAAUAAAAAAUCGUUUACAGGUUCCCAAUCUAAAUAUUCAUUUGUUUGGCAGAUGGGAAUGCUUCUUGAUGAUGUGUAUCUGAAAGUGUUUUAAAAGUAUGUAUUUUAAGCUAUUGAGCAACUACAGAAAUGUACAGUUUGCUGUUGUUGGCUUUGUGAUUUUUAACAGAUUAAAUAUGUUCUUUUAUGUCACACGUUUUAAUUAAGUUAGAUUUUUGCUGGAAGAAAAUACUGACAAGAUCUUAGUAACAACAAAAUGUUUGACAAGAACAGGCUAUAUCUGCGAGUUUUGCUUUGUUCGUAUGCAAUUUAGUACAUCAGAAAGAUAUAAAAUUAAGAUUUUUUUUAAACAGUUAUACAUUGUUUUUAGUUGUCUUUGAAUGUAUUAUUUUCUUGGUGUCUGCCAGAAAGAGCCCAAAACCCAUCACAAACUGAAACAAAGUCGUGAUUUAUAUGUGCUCUUUUUAAUAUUGAGUUGGGUUGCCUUGCUAGAAUACAAAAAAUAUUAAAUAUUUAAAAAAUAUUGUGUAGACUCAACAAAAAAAAAGUUUGCAUCAAUAUUUUUGAGUUGUGACAACAAAAUUAAGUUCAUCCAACAAACUACAUUGGGUCAGACAGAUUACUUAUAUUAUAAAUUAAGUUAUCCAGCCAAUUACUUUGAGUUACUGCAACUUAAAUAUUGUCGUAAACACAGGUUUUUAGGUUAAUAUUACACACAAUAUUAAGCUGAAGUAAUUAUCAACAUUAUUAAGUCAGCACAACUCAUCAAAAUAGAGUUUCACACGUAAAAGUUUUAAUUAUACCCAAAAUUUCGAUUUUUGACUUGAACCAAUUCAUUAAAUUAAGUUGUGCCAAAAUAUGCUGUGAAUUAUUUUUUAGAGUGUUGGAAUGAACAGAACCGCAACAUUACUCACACUGCUGUCAAGUCAAGAGUAAUGUGCAUGACAGUCAAAUCUAUAACAAUGAAUUGAUUAGGACACAGAAGGGAUGAUUACCAUUCUUUCAAAAUUUCAGCCAGCCCCCAAAUUUAAAGACAGAAGUCUAGUGUUCAUUUGUCUUUCAACCUUGAUCGCCAAGCAUCAAUCAAGUCACCGUAGGCCACUUCAGGCCAGGGCAUUAUAGGCAAAAUUGUGUUCUUUUAAUUUAGCAAGAGCUCUAAGGCUUAUGGCACCUUCUUCAAUCUCUCACAAUAUAUCUGGAAAGCAAAUACUUUUGAAAUGUUAAUAAAAUGAUGACUUCCCCGUAAUAA
This is a messenger RNA of Triplophysa rosa, 2958 nucleotides long. Its product is annotated as G protein pathway suppressor 2-like. The record is from RefSeq and is a predicted model, not a curated record. Bases 772 to 1446 code for a protein of 224 amino acids. NCBI's taxonomy places the organism in Eukaryota, Metazoa, Chordata, Actinopteri, Cypriniformes, Nemacheilidae. Gene Ontology annotation, cellular component: transcription regulator complex. The transcript has 11 exons. Gene Ontology annotation, biological process: regulation of transcription by RNA polymerase II. Gene Ontology annotation, molecular function: transcription coregulator activity.